Messenger RNA from Pistacia vera, 2498 nucleotides. Its product is annotated as E3 ubiquitin protein ligase RIN2-like. NCBI's taxonomy places the organism in Eukaryota, Viridiplantae, Streptophyta, Magnoliopsida, Sapindales, Anacardiaceae. Gene Ontology annotation, biological process: ubiquitin-dependent protein catabolic process; protein ubiquitination; positive regulation of plant-type hypersensitive response. The record is from RefSeq and is a predicted model, not a curated record. Bases 401 to 2170 code for a protein of 589 amino acids. Gene Ontology annotation, cellular component: ubiquitin ligase complex; plasma membrane; cytosol. The transcript has 13 exons. Gene Ontology annotation, molecular function: ubiquitin protein ligase activity; ubiquitin binding.
UUUCGCUUUCCUUCCCGCAAAAACUGACUUAUUCUCUCCGCUUUCUAAAGUUAUUGUCUUUUUUUUUUUUUUCUCUUUCUAAAACGAAAACUAAAAUUAUUAUUAAAUUUUAUAAAUUUAAAGCUAAAGCUAUGCAGAUAAAUUCUGUACAAAUACAAUCCUCCUGCAACGCUAUUAUAGCUUCCUCUUAGAUCGAAUCAGGUAUAGUAGAUUUGAUCUUUGGAAGUUUGGAGGUUAAGUUUGGUAAAUCAAUGCAGGUGGGGGCCAACUUAACAUUUGUAACUCCCUAAUUGGUGCCUAAUUUUGAGAUUCUUUCGAUCAGAAAGUCAUGGUGAUUUAGUUGUAAUGAAUAUCCGAGAGUUAGGUUGUGGUGAAGAGGCUAUAUUUAUAAUUAUAACCAAUGGGGGUGAGCUACUUAGCAAUUUCAGCUGUUUGUACAGUUUUAAGUUUUGUAGGUCUUCAGUGGUGGACAGAGUUUUCAUUACAUAAACUAAGAACAGAUGGGUUAAUCGGUGAGAAUUUGGUUGACUUGGAGAAUGCCAACCAUGCCCUGGAGUUGUUCUUGGGUUCGUAUGCCACAGUUGCAUUGCUGGCAAAUUUUGCGCUCAAUGUUUUUAUUCUACUUAUUCUUUGUCUCAAGACUAUAUUCUUUGUAGAGUUGUAUCCUUCUGAAACUCGUAAAUUUGUGGAACGUCUUAUCAACUAUGUCAUUUACAAGGGAACAUUUCUACCGCUUGUUGUUCCACCAACAGUAUAUCAAAUGGGCUUGUGGUCAAUUUGGUUGACAGUCUUAUGUUCUUUAAAGAUGUUUCAAGCCUUGGCAAGAGAUAGACUCGAACGUUUGAAUGCAUCUCCCUCUGCGACACCAUGGACAUAUUUCCGCGUGUUUUCAGUAUUACCUUUGGUUCUCUCUGUUGACAUUAUCUGGAUAAGGCUAUGUCUAAUAAUGUGCAGAAUACUGGAUUCAUCUAUGUCCCUGUUGUUAUUUUUUGAGCCUCUGAGUGUCGCUUUUGAGACCAUGCAGGCCAUUUUGGUUCAUGGUUUCCAGUUGCUUGAUAUAUGGAUCCACCAUGCAGCAGGGAAUAGCACAAACUGUGAAAGGCCAAAGUUCUUCGACACAUCAGCGGCAGGUGCAUUGUUGGAAUGGAAGGGCAUUCUUAUCCGAAAUUUGGGCUUUUUCCUAGACAUGGCUACAUUGUUUAUGGCACUUGGUCAUUACAUGCAUAUUUGGUGGCUUCGUGGCAUGGCUUUCCAUCUUGUGGAUGCAGUCCUUUUCUUAAACAUACGUGCCUUGCUAAGUGCUAUCAUAAAGCGUAUAAAAGGAUUCAUCAAACUGAGAGUAGCUUUAGGGGACCUUCAUGCUGCGCUUCCUGAUGCAACAUCUGAAGAGCUACGUGCAUAUGACGAUGAAUGUGCUAUCUGUCGGGAGCCCAUGGCAAAGGCUAAAAAGCUUCACUGCAAUCACCUUUUCCAUCUUGCGUGCUUGAGAUCUUGGUUGGAUCAAGGUUUAAAUGAGAUGUACUCAUGCCCUACAUGUCGAAAACCGCUUUUUGUGGGUAGACCUGAAAACAAUGCAACCCCUCGUGCUGGGGAAGUUUCCAGCGAUGAACAGUUAGCUCGUCAAUUAAGUUUGGGCCUAGAUAGGCAAAACAAUUCUGCACAAACCCUUCCCACUGGUGUUUUCCCAACUCAGACACAGAACCCUAUGGAAGAUAGCCCUUGGAGGAGUGCAGGACUUGAUUCAAGUUGGUUGCAUACUUGGCCAAGCCAAGGUGUUGAUGGAGCUGGUCCUUCUACAGCUAUGAGAUCAGUUGGAUUAGGGAGAGUUCAGAUGAUGAUGAGACAUCUUGCAUCUGUAGGAGAAACCUAUGCACAAACUGCCAUUGAGGAUACUUCUUGGAGCCUUUGGCAAAUGAAUCCUUCUCAGGCUGCUGGUGCUGCUUCUGGUUCACCUGUUCCUCCUCCUGUUGCUGGAAGAUACCUUGGAAAUACUGGUGGUCUACAUACUAGAUCAGCCUCAUGGUCUGGAAAUGAUGACAUAGCAAACAUACUUGCUAUGGCUGAGACUGUGCGAGAGGUUCUGCCACAUGUCCCAGAUGAGUUAAUUUUACAGGACUUGCAAAGAACAAAUUCAGCUACUGUUACUGUGAAUAAUCUUCUUCAAAUGUGAUUUGCUUACAUAUUUUAACGCCCCGUGAAUACGUGAAUGAGAAUCAUGAUCCAGUGUAUAAGUUUGAAGGCGUGCAUGCGCAGCAGGAAGGUGGUUCGUAUUAUCAAACAGAAUGGUUUUAUAUGUUUGUUAUUUUAAGAAAAAAAGAUUAAAUGUCGAGAGCUCCAUUCUCUGUACAAAAAGGCAGCUCGGUAAAUCAGUUGUUCUCAGUGAAGAACACAAAUAUAGCCCUUAGUAUUACUAUGUACUACAUGGAAAAAUAAAAUUUGCUAUAUACACAUUUCACAGACUGUUAUAUUAUUAUAUGCAGUCCGGUUUUGAUGCUGCA